This is a messenger RNA of Ostreococcus lucimarinus CCE9901, 813 nucleotides long. RefSeq lists its product with no specific name. NCBI's taxonomy places the organism in Eukaryota, Viridiplantae, Chlorophyta, Mamiellophyceae, Mamiellales, Bathycoccaceae. Gene Ontology annotation, molecular function: RNA binding. The transcript has a single exon. The record is from RefSeq and is a predicted model, not a curated record. Bases 1 to 813 code for a protein of 270 amino acids.
AUGGGGUCUUCCGACGACGAGAAACCUCGCGCCGCCGAGCGCGAGGCGAAGAAGGAGAAGAAGGAAAAGAAGGAAAAGAAGGAGAAGAAGUCUUCCGAUGGCGGCGACGAGGGCGACGAGAAGAGACCGACGGCGACGCCGGUUGAGAUUCACACGCUGUUUUUCGGACAGAUGCCGUUCGAUACGAAGUCUUCGGACAUCAUGCCUUGGUUGAAGGCGAAUUUGACCAGACACGGGUGCGGAUUCGAUAUUAAGGACAUACGCAUGGCGGGAGGGGACGGCACGGGGACGCCGGGAAAGGCGAAAAAGUUUAAAGGGUACGCGUUCGUUGAUUUUACGACGAAUAAAGCGGCGAAGAAGGCGAUGAAAUUGCAUCAGACGUUGUUUCGCGGACGGCCGGUGACGGUGGAGCGGUGCGCGCGCAAGGAGUACGCGGCGCCAAAGUCGGAGAAACGGAAGCGCGCGGCGGAGGGUGGGGGCGAAGGCGCGGAUGGAGAGCCUGAAAAGAAGAUGUUGAAGACACUGGUGGAACCGGAUGCGGUGAAGGCCAUGGUGGCGGAGGCUGCGGAGAACAGCGAGGGCACGCUCGCCGCGAACGACUGCGACGAAAAAGUCUUGUCCUUCUUGGGCUUGCUCCCCUCGGACGUGUGUCAAAAGGCGGUGAAUGAGAUCAAAAAGGUUUGCAUGAAGGGUAACCAAGCGAAGAAUAAGGGGGCGUACUUCAUGGGGAUCAUUCGCAAGGUGAGCAAGACGUCGUGGGAGGAACGCGCGAAAGCCGACGCGGCGAAGGCAAAAGGCGCCGCCGAGUCUUAG